ACUGACAGACUACAGAAGUACAGAGACUACAGACUACGGAGUACAGUUUCUUUCCAGAUCGCGGGCCGGACUCAUCUCUAGAAACACAAACCUCUCGGCUAUAUUAUACAAAGUAUAAACGUUAUAAGUAUUUACUAUCUGUCUUCCACGAUGAAAGCGACGGAUAAACAUAAAACAACAAGCAAAAAAGGAUGAUAAAUAAUUGUGUGGUGGACGGAAUGGCCGAACGGACUACAGUGUCAGUUCCGACGCGUAGCGUCACCGGUUCGAAUUUCGACACGGGAUGCUUUUCUCUCUGGGCAGAAGAAGAAGAUGCGAAUGAAGAUGCGGGCUUCAACAAUAUAUGGAAAUUUGGAAUUUUCACCGCAAUAAUAAUUGCAAUAAUUAUUUUAAUUAUUGUACUCAUAAAGUUAUUCUUAAACCAGCAGCAGCUAAUUAAUAAAUGGGAAUUUCCCAUUGAAAAUUUAACGUUUGGAAAAUGCCUUGGAGAAGGCGCCUUUGGUGUUGCCGUAAUGGCAACAGCAAUUGGAUUAAUAAAUAAAAAUGUUGAAACCAAAGUUGCUGUUAAAAUGUUAAAAGAUGAUCAUCGUAAUUAUGAAGAUAUAUUGGAUUUUAAGUCGGAAAUCGAUUUCAUGAAAAAAAUGGGGAACCAUAAUAAUAUCACUACCAUAUUGGGCAGUUACGAACAAGACGGAUCCCCGUGUGCCAUUAUUGAAUUCGCUUCCAAAGGUAACAUCUUGAAUUUUUUGAAUUCAAUGAACCCACGAGCUUCUGAAAAAGAAUUACUAUUAUACGCCAAUCAAGUGGCACAAGGGAUGGAGUAUAUGCACGACAAAAAUCUUAUCCAUAGAGACCUAGCUGGUAGAAAUAUCUUAGUAACCGAAAAACAUAAUAAGAUAAUAAUGAAAAUUGCUGAUUUCGGACUAGCAAGGGAUAUUGGAAAGGAAGGUUACUAUAUAGAAGAUCGGCAUGCAUUAAAUCCACGUUGGAUAGCCCCUGAAUCAGUUAACGACAAUAUAUUCACAUUCAAAUCCGAUGUUUGGACAUACGGAGUAUUAUUAUGGGAGAUUUUCACAUAUGGAAAGGCACCUGAUUAUAUUCCCCUCAGCCACUUAUCAGCAGGAAAGCGAUUGGACCAACCACUUGACUGUUCUGCCGUAAUUUACAUGAUUAUGUUAAGUUGUUGGGAUAUUAUACCGGAAAAAAGACCGACAUUCCAAGAACUGGUGAAGAGGAUCGAACAGAUACUGUCAUCCAGUCGAGAAUAUUUGAAACUAGUAUGGUGAACACGAUGUCUUACAUCCGAGAGUAGUCUCCAUGUUCUAAUAUUAUAUAAUACCUAUUUCUAUACUUCAAUAAAUACACGGGAUAACUAAUAACAACAAGCCAUACGGGAUGUAGGAUGAUUCAAUAUACAUAAUUAUACGCACUCCUUAUAUAGGUACACACGCGACACACGCAGCACUUAAAUAAUAAUCCAUAGCAAGAAAUACAGUAAAAAUAACACAAUAUAAAUAACAAGCAGUACCUUUGUCAAACCGCACUAAAUAAAAUCAUAAACACAUCAAUACUUUAACAUUGCGUAUUAAUCAAUGCAUAUCAAAAGAAGCGAUUACAAAAAAAUCAUUUUAUAUAAGGAUCAUACAGAAUCAACUUUUUCCCUGUCUUUUUCACAAGGUCGUCAUGCACAACGUCCACGCCAACCAAUCUCUCAAAAGAAGCCUCAAAACACAUCGUCCACCCCAGUAUUAUGCACUUCCACAAUAUUUUUGCCAUUCAAAGCGAUUGCGUUCUUAAUAUAUAUAAUAUAAUACAUAUCAGUGGUUUCCAACCUUUUUCAUUCUACGCCCCCUUGUAGAUUUACUAAAAUCUCACCCCCUCCCCCUUAAAUUAGAGUUUUUUUUUUUUUAUUUGAGUAAUAAUACAAUCUAUACAACAAAUGUGCACAUUAAUUAGAUGAGAUAAAAGAAUACAAAACAAGUAACAAUGAAUAUUAUGAUUUUGGGGAAUUACAAACUGGUAACACUCAGAAAAUUAGAGUUAAAUUGAAUUUUUUCGGUAAAAAAAAAAAAAUAAAAACAAAACAAAAAAAACAACUAUUUACUUUUAUUAUUUUCAUCAUUUUAAAAAUCUAUUAUAAAUCAAUAAUAUUAAGUACUUAUAAUAAACAAAAAUAUUAAUAUAAAAUAUAAAAAAAUAUAAGUAAAUUUAAGUUUAGUGAUUUCAAUUUUACACACUGUAAAAUAACAUAAUUAUUUUCGUAAUUCCAUCAUAACUAUAUUCCUCCGAGCAGAAGUCCUGCCCGGUUGGGAACCGCUGAUAUAUAUGGCAUAAAACUAAUGCCUCUGAGGCGUCGAUAAAAAACAAUACAUAUGAUAUAUCAGAUUGCUUUAUCAACGGAUUUUCAUUAAGCUGAUAACAGUUCAAUAAAAAAAAAUUAAAAAAUAAAAUAUAUGUAUGUAUAUUGAGUUAUUCUAACAUUCGGUAAGACUGUGUUAUUAAUUAUCUCGGAUUACCGAACAAAA
This is a messenger RNA of Acyrthosiphon pisum (pea aphid), 2525 nucleotides long. RefSeq names its product fibroblast growth factor receptor 1. Gene Ontology annotation, biological process: cell surface receptor protein tyrosine kinase signaling pathway; protein phosphorylation; positive regulation of kinase activity. NCBI's taxonomy places the organism in Eukaryota, Metazoa, Arthropoda, Insecta, Hemiptera, Aphididae. The transcript is spliced from 8 exons. The record is from RefSeq and is a predicted model, not a curated record. Gene Ontology annotation, cellular component: signaling receptor complex; plasma membrane. Gene Ontology annotation, molecular function: ATP binding; transmembrane receptor protein tyrosine kinase activity. The coding region runs from base 192 to 1286 and encodes 364 amino acids.